GUCUGUCUGGGUGUCACAGAGCUGCGCUUCGAGCCGCUGGAGGUUCAGUCGGCUCUUCGGCUGUGCGUCACGACCCGCUCGCGUCUUCCUCGUCUUCUUCUACGGUUAAACGUCCUGUUUGACGCGGGCUCGUUCGGGAUCUGCUUGCGUCUGAACAAAUCAUCUCCCUCCAUCGUUUUGUCCACGCGGAAUCGGCUCUGCUUGGAGCGUCUGCUGCGCGCAUUUACGCACCGCCGGGCGCAACACGUGCAGCCUGAAAACGAAGAUCUGCGGAGUCAUCCUCAGGAAUUCCUCUCCUCCUCCUCCUCCUCCUCCUCCUCUUCCUCCUCCUCCUCCUCCUCAUCACCUCGUCGCUCCAGGACUUGGCCCCUGGCCCUGACACUGUUGACGUCUCCAUGGAAACCCUGGCCUCCGUUUGGGCCGGUGACCCCUGUGACCUCAGCGACCUCGGGCAGAAGCGACAGGAGCCUUCGUCUGUGUGGGGCGAGACAAAUCUCAGAGAGCCUCAGUGUGGUUUUAGCAGAUCUCCCCCUGCUGGUCAGAUGUGGUCAGAGCAGCUCUCUCCUCACCUCCAGAGAAACAAACAGCUUCAGGACACUCUGCUGCAGAGGGAAGAGGAACUGGUCAGACUUCAGGAGGAGAACAACAAACUCAGAGAGUUUCUCAGCUCUUCUUUUGUGAGGGACCUGGAACAAACAGCAAAGAAACUUACUGCUGAUGGGAGGAGGAAGCUGAAGAGAAACGUGAUGCAGAUACACGACGGACCUUUCCAGAACUACAGUCAUCCACUCCAAACCUCCCAGCAGGUCAGCAAGAGAGUCUGCAGGAACCUCACUGCCGAGUUCUGCUCUGAGUUCUCCGAGACAUCCGCCUCCUCUUCAGAACCAAACUUGGACCUUUGGGUUCUACGGACGCUGGGACUGAAGGAUCGUGACACCAUUGAUAUAUCCAACAACGACUCCUCUUCCUCGCCUCAGUACAGCCUCAACAGUUUAGUUUAUGAUGCCGCGGUCACCUCUUCCUCGUCUUCUGAAUCCACUCUGACCUCGUCUUUCAGUUCUCCAGUCACCGCUUCUACGCCUUCUUCUGUCAACAACUACUGCCAGUGUUUGACAUAUCAGACUGAUUGUAGGUAUGAUGCUGCCGAAUGCCAAGGAGCAAACUGUUGUCGUCCUGUAGAGUCACCUCAGAACUGCACAACCUCUCCACGUCAGUGCUCUGACUUCACUGCCACUGGACUGAGCAGACAGUGUGAAGCUCCUGAGGCUGUGAGUUACAACACAUUAACUGCCUUCCAGUCUGGACCACCAAGAGCAGAACAGGCCUUCACCCAGUCACCAGACAGAGCAGAGAUCUGUUCCAUCACUGCCUUGAGCCAAGCUCAGACUCUGGAGGGAAAUCAAGCAAAACGUCCUGCUUACUCAUCUACUCUGAGAGGCAGCUGGGCAUCCUCACAGGACAGAAUCCACUUCAGUCCUCAAGGUAAACCCGCCUCUUUUCCCCCCAUCUCGUCGUCCUCAACUCCUGUCGUGAACCCACUCUGGGCACCUGUCUGCAGCCCAGUGCGUCCUUCAGCAGGAUGUCAGCCUCCUGCUACGCCUGAGACGCUCUGCAGUCGCACAGAUUUGGCAUUCAGCAUGUCUCUUAGCCCAUCCAGCAGUGUCAAGACCCACAGCUUCCCCCAGGGACAAGCCUUCAUCAGAAAGGACCCUGAGGGAAGGUGGAACUUCACCUGGGUGCCCAGACAAGGAUCAUAGGAACUCUGAUGGUCUUCCUGCAAAAGGACCACAUUUUGUGUUGACUGAAUACAUGUUCCUGGCAAACCUUAAUGAUUGUAAGUCCACGAUGAACUUGUGUCUGGCUUGUUAGACUUUGUGCUGGACCAAAAAGACAAAAAAGUCCUUAAAAGGGACGGAUCACUUCUCAUUUCUAGCUGCAUGUUUUUACACUGUGAUUCCAUUGUGGCUUCUGGGUGGCUUUACUUGAUUCACAGUCAGAGUUCCUUAUUCACCUCAUACUGGUCCUUUGCAGCACCUCAGUUCCCUGAAAGGAAGCCUAAUGAGGGGCAGUUGGUCUAUAGUUUCCUGAUUUCUUGCUU
Molecule: messenger RNA, 2098 nt
Organism: Scatophagus argus
Lineage: Eukaryota; Metazoa; Chordata; Actinopteri; Scatophagidae
Gene: gmnc
Product: geminin coiled-coil domain containing
Exons: 5
Coding region: 396-1757 (453 amino acids)
Biological process (GO): negative regulation of cell cycle; negative regulation of DNA replication
Cellular component (GO): nucleus
Source: RefSeq, a predicted model, not a curated record